Drosophila ficusphila is the source of this 3475-nucleotide messenger RNA. RefSeq names its product pre-mRNA-processing factor 39 (gene Prp39). Gene Ontology annotation, molecular function: protein binding. Gene Ontology annotation, biological process: RNA processing; mRNA 5'-splice site recognition. The coding region runs from base 56 to 3262 and encodes 1068 amino acids. The transcript is spliced from 8 exons. The record is from RefSeq and is a predicted model, not a curated record. NCBI's taxonomy places the organism in Eukaryota, Metazoa, Arthropoda, Insecta, Diptera, Drosophilidae. Gene Ontology annotation, cellular component: commitment complex; U1 snRNP; U2-type prespliceosome.
GUGAUGCCAACUCGGGAAAAAUAUGUAGACCUUGCCCAGCACUUUCAACACUGCAAUGAAUAUGGCGUCAGAGGGCGAAAACGUUGUGAUGGAAGGUCCAGGUCGCCGCACACGUUCCGGCCGAAAAGCCGCAUCCCCGGCUGCAUCACUACCAACAAGGAGUACCCGGCGCACAUCCAAGCGGAACGCACAGCUAAGUGACCACGAAGAGGAGCACGAGGAGCACAUAACUAUGGUCCAGGAGGAGGAGGAGCCCUUUGCUGGGACGGCCACUGAGGAGACUCCCGCCUUGGAGCCGCAGUUCGAGGAAACGCAACACCAGCUUGACGAUGACGUGGAGAUGCUCACACCUGCCGAAGGGGGCGGCGUCGAUGAGAAAAGCUCUUCCUUUCCUUUCGGCACGGUUGCUGAGCAGCAUUCCGAGACCAGUGACGACAUUAAGGAGAGUCGCGGCGUAGACACGCUGCUUGCAUCGAUGGCCGGUGACAAUGCCAACAGCCUGCCCUCCGUGGGCGGAAACGAUGAAAGUGACAACGCCAAAAAGGCGGACUUUGAGUACAAUGUAGAGACGCUGCAGCCGCAGGCAGAUAAAUUGAAUUCGUCCGAAGACUCUAGUUCACACCAUGCCAUAGCUGAGGAGCUGGGAGAUGAAGCGGACACCAGCAACGCCACCAUAGUCAACACUGAGAUAAUAUCUGAGGACGAACUGCCUCCGCCUAGCAAGCCGGAGAUAAAUGAUGCCGAGGAGGUGUCCGACGAGGAGCUCCCUGCUCCACAGCGAGCUGAGUUACCGGCGGAUGCCGAGGUAAUUUCCGAGGACGAGUUGCCCACAAACAACAAUAACAACACAGCAAGCGAGCCCAAGGCUCCUGUAAAGCGCAAAGCUGAAAAAGAAUCCGAUAAGAGCCCAGAAGAUCAGAAAAUAAACAAUCGUGAAACGAGCACAAAGGAAAAAUCUGGGGAGCAAUACAAUCCGGGAAGUCCCACGUCAGAAAGCAACGAUGCACAGCCCUCGGAGAAACGGGUCAAGGUUGAAGAACCUGAAGCCAGCGACAAGAAAAAGGAAAAAGAGCGGGAUAAGGAGAAGGACAAAGAGAAGGAUAAGGACAAGGAGAAGGAGAAAGAUAAGGACAAAGAAAAAGAGCGCAAAAAACUGCCAGACCUGGAUAAAUACUGGAGGGCUGUGAAAGAGGACUCCACCGACUUUACCGGCUGGACAUACUUACUGCAAUAUGUGGACAGUGAGUCUGAUGCUGAGGCAGCGCGCGAAGCCUACGACACAUUCCUGUCCCACUAUCCGUACUGCUAUGGCUACUGGCGCAAGUACGCCGACUAUGAGAAGCGCAAGGGCAUCAAGGCGAACUGCUACAAGGUGUUUGAGCGCGGCCUGGAGGCGAUUCCAUUGUCGGUGGACCUGUGGAUCCACUACCUGAUGCACGUUAAGUCGCACCACGGCGAGGAUGAGCAGUUCAUCCGCGCUCAGUACGAACGGGCUGUGAAGGCGUGUGGCCUGGAAUUCCGCUCGGACAAGCUCUGGGACGCCUACAUCCGCUGGGAGAACGAGUCGAAGCGCUACCACCGCGUGGUCCAGAUUUACGAUAGACUUCUGGCCAUUCCCACGCAGGGCUACAAUGGCCACUUCGACAAUUUCCAGGAUGUGAUCAAUCAGCACACAAUAACCAGCACAAUUGGUAGCGAAGAGCUCGUUCGCCUUCGCAAAGACUUCCACGACCGCCAGCAGAGCAAGUCCUCCAAGUCCUCGUCCAAGCACAGACGCGACAGCAGCAGCAGCUCCAAGGAGAAGGAGAAAGACAAGGACAAGGACCCAAAGGACAAGGAAGACAAAAAGCGAGACUCUGGCAGCGGUGCGGCUGGUAAGUCGCCAAAAGAUACUAGUGAACCUCAUGUCGAUGAAUCAGAUAGUACUACCACCGAUCUGACCGAAAGCGAGUCGUCGCCCGCAGCUCCAAAGGCGGCAGUCCAGAUCGAUUUCAGCGAUCUUAGCACGCUGACCGACGAGGAGGUGACCAGCCUAAAGGACAGAGCGAUCUCGGCGCGCCGCAAAAUCCACAAGGUGACCGUUAGCGCGGUGACGGCGCGGUGGUCCUUUGAGGAAGGCAUCAAGCGACCGUACUUCCACGUGAAGCCCCUCGAACGGGCUCAGCUUAAGAACUGGAAGGACUACUUGGACUUCGAGAUCGAGAAGGGCGAUCGGGAGCGCGUUCUGGUUCUCUUCGAAAGAUGCCUGAUCGCCUGCGCCUUGUACGACGAGUUCUGGCUCAAGAUGCUUCGCUAUUUGGAACCCUUGCAGGAAGAGAGCGGUGUUAUUGAUCUGAUACGUGAUGUGUACCGUCGCGCCUGUCGCAUCCACCACCCGGACAAGCCCAGUCUGCACUUAAUGUGGGCCGCCUUCGAGGAGUGUCAGAUGAAUUUCGAUUCCGCUGCCGAGAUCCUGCAGCGCAUCGAGCAGCGCUGUCCCAAUAUCCUGCAGCUUGCCUACCGCCGCAUCAACGUGGAGCGACGCCGCGGAGCGCUGGACAAGUGCCGCGAGCUGUACAAGCACUACAUAGAGAGUACAAAGAAUAAGGCCAUCGCCGGCAGCCUGGCCAUCAAGUACGCCCGCUUCCUCAACAAAAUCUGCAAUGAUCUCGACGCGGGGGUGGCCGCCCUGCAGCAGGCGCUCGAACGCGAUCCGGCCAACACCCGCGUGGCUCUGCAAAUGAUCGACCUGUGCCUGCAGCGCCCGAAGGUGGACGAGCAGGAGGUUGUCCUGAUCAUGGACAAAUUCAUGGCCCGGGCAGACAUUGAGCCCGAUCAGAAGGUGCUGUUCGCCCAAAGAAAGGUGGAGUUCCUGGAGGACUUCGGCAGCACGGCCCGCGGUCUGCAGGAUGCCCAGCGUGCCCUCCAGCAGGCUCUCAGCAAAGCCAACGAGGCGCAGAAGAAGGGCGACAGCAGUCCUAGUCGCAAGAAUUCUACAGCAGGCAGCAAGGAGGGUUCGGCACCCUCCGGAGCCUCGUCUUCGGUGGCGGCAUACAACAAUGGAGGCUCGGCCGCCGCAGCAACUGGCUACAGCUAUGGAGCGGCCAAUGCCUCCACAUACUAUGGCCAGCCGAACGCCAGUGGAGGUCCCUAUCCGCCGCAACCGCCCCAACAGCAAGCGUCCUACGACUCCUACUACAACCAGUGGGGCUACGGAGCCAGCGGCAGCAGUAGUGGCGGCUACAACUAUGGGCAGUGGAGCGGCUAUGGCAACUACUACUGAGACCGACUCGUCUAGAUUUAAAGCACUCCCUUGUAGUUCUAAGAACCCGACUCGCUAAGUUCCGCCUUGCUGUUCUGUUAAGUUAUAGAUGUGUACACUUAAUUUUUUAUCGAGUCCGAAUAGUACAUACGGAUAUGUAGAAUCUUUGUUUGCGCCCACACAACAGCUUGCAAUGCGUGAAAUAAAGAUAUCAGCUUAAUCGGUUCACCAUAA